UGCACUACAUGCAUCACUUACCCCUCCUUAACCACAGCUCUCCGUCUUUUGCCCCUUCCCCUCUUCCUGCUAUCCCUUUGAUUGUCCUCUCCGUUUCUGACAACGACAAAGGCUAUUCGCGGUAUUAGUACCGGUCUGAGUGCCAACUUGUACCUCGAGUUCUUCAUUGCGAAUGGCCUGGCCUUUGUCUCUCUUCACCUCUGGCGACCCAGCGGGGGCUCUCUCAGAGCCAGACGAUUCGGGAGACCAGUCGGAGAAACGGAGCACAUUGGAAGCAUCCGUUGCCGCACUACUGCGGCACUAUGAGACUCCUGGUGUUUCUCUUCCACCCUCCGCACGUGUUGGAGAUCCGAAGCUCAAACAGAAAGAGGGCGUUCCUCUGAAAAUUUGGCAGUUCUGGCAGUAUGGUGCCUUUGCCGCUAUGAAGGGUGAGUUUUAUCACCUUCAUCAACCUGGCGAGCCUGUGUCGGUCGAUGCGACGUCUUAAGAGGAGUGACGUGCCCUUUUGUCUUACUCUUGAUUAUCCCUGAUUGACAUCUCCGGUGCUAUACUCUCACAUAGCAUUCGGGGACCACCAAGGCCAUCAUGGGGCAUUGAGAUGACCCUUCUGUCGACUAUAAUGCGAGAUGUCCACCACCAUUCUCAUCUUGCGGACAUUACAACAAUACGAUUACUCAUGAGUGUAACGGGGCUCGUUCCAGUUCCGUCUGACGCGUUAGUGACGCCAGUGACCUUCCGUGUGCGCAAACGAUGUUUGCGAGGGAUCCUUUCCGACUUUGAUAGCAUGGAGGAUGGCACGCGGGAGCUUUCUGGCGAAUGGGUCGUUGGGCAUCGAACUUGGCAACGAUUGCAGCGUGAAUGGAAGAGUUCGAAACGCACCAAAGCUGAUAUGCCUCCUAUGCCGAAUGAUGACAAGAGCAAGACUAAACGACGGGAACGACAUCCUCCGAAACGCAAAGAGAUGGUUGUUCUUUAUUUGCACGGAGGUGCUUACUAUACGUCCAGUGCUGCUACUCACAGGCUUAUUACGAUACCCCUUGCUAAGGCUCUCGAUGCUAGAUUGUUCUCUGUCGAUUAUCGUCUUGCUCCUGAGACUCGUUUCCCAGGUCCAUUACACGACGCCGUUUCGGCGUACUUUAGAAUGAUUGAUGACCUGCACAUUUCCCCCUCCAAUAUCAUUGUGGUCGGAGAUAGCGCCGGUGGAGGACUUUCGCUCGCGCUGAUGAUGUAUCUUCGUGACAAUGGGUACCCACUUCCUGGUGGCGCGAUUCUCAUGUCACCUUGGGUUGAUCUUACUAUGAGCUGCGAUUCUUGGGAACUUAACGCUCAAUAUGAUAUCGUACCUAAACCUCUGCCGGGCGACCAUCUCAAUCCCAUUGCCUGCUAUCUCGGUGAACAUAUGGAAAAGUAUCUUACUCAUCCAUAUGCUAGUCCGUUGUUCGGCGAUCUCAAGGGUUUGCCGCCGAUGUUGAUUCAAGCUGGAGAUGCGGAAGUGCUUAGAGAUGAGAUUACCUUGUUGGCUCAUAAGGCAACCUUGGCUGGUGUCGAGGUUCGGCAUGAGCUUUACGAGGAUGCUGUUCAUGUAUUCCAGUCAAUCCCGUUCCUGGAAACCUCCCGACGAGCUUUCCUUUCAGCUCGAGAAUUCGUCCGUGAUGUCUUCCCCGGUGCUCAAAGCGACUCUCGCCAAGCUCUCGAAGGUCAAGCGGAAGAAGAGCUCGAGCAGGAGAUCAAUAACAACAGCGCUAGGGUCGUUAAGGGUGAUGGCACGGAAUGCAAGACUGCCAGUGAAGACAUCUCUGCUGCCCUUGGAGUAACUUCCACGGACGACGAGUCUAGUUCUUCGAAAGGUGCCGACACGCCUGAGGAGGAACCAAGUUGGGUUACACCGUGGAGUUCACCUCAAGUCAGUGACUCGGAGAAGGAAAAUAUUGUGGUUACUGAGCCGCAAGGAAACGCGCCUCGUACAAAUGCCAAGUCUUUCCCUUCUACUCGUCGGAACUCCACCGCUGCAGCUCUGCCACCAUCGGCGCCACGUCUGACGCCAACCUCUGUCCGCCGACGAAGGUCAAACUCUCAAAUUCUCUUCCCCAAGGACCCUGUAUCCUCACGAGCACCAACACGACAAUCUUCCCGAGAAUUCAGUCAUCGCUUGUUCACUCUGAGCAUGUCCUCAUCCACGGCACCACCUCCACGUCCUUCUAUUCGACGUUCACAUACUAGUCAUCCGGAUAUCACUUCGCUUUGUCAACAGUGGGCUAACAAUGGGCCCGCGAAUCAGACUUUGACUUACAAGCCUGAGAAUACUGGGUUGCCGAGACGAAAGCAUUCGCUUACGCUUUCACACUCGGAUGCGUCGUCAUCUAACGACGUUGCAACCUCGAGCCCCUGUCUAGCGCAGCAGAAGACGAAGAAAUAUAUCAUUUGAGCUGCGCUCGUGUCGAAGUCCCCUUUUCUGUACGGUAUUUAUGUGGAAACUGAGUUUCUCUAGCAUUUUGCAAUAUUCAUUGACGUUCCUCCCAUUGCUUGUAAUUUCAUCUUCUCUUACUUGGGGUUCCUGACUGUUUCUUACUUGACAUACAAGUCUUCAAGGACUUUCUUGCAUAACCUGUCUCAAAUGUAGCAGUUAUAGUUCUAUAGUGUACAUCCUUGCAUCAUCGUCGUUGUCGUCAUACCUGUAUUGUAGUAAUUGUAAGUAGUAUGUCACAAGGAACUCAAAUCAAUCAUAUAUGAUAUUGUAUAGUCGCAACGUUUCAUACAGUUGAUCAGUU
Somion occarium is the source of this 2768-nucleotide messenger RNA. The record is from the annotation of a GenBank genome assembly. Lineage: Eukaryota; Fungi; Basidiomycota; Agaricomycetes; Polyporales; Cerrenaceae.